AUGCAGAAAGUCAGAACCAGAAACACCAGCACUACCCAGACUGCGGUGCGCUAUAAAGAGCUUGAGUUCAAGUAUCUUUAUUUUAAGAUCCAGAAGCUCGUCAAUCGUAAGGUUCAAAUCAGCUUGAAGUAUGAGCAAUUGAAACAGCCAGAAAUAAACUUGACACUUAUAAAGCCCAUUGUCACGAAGAUUGUGGCUCUUGCCAGUAACACUAGUUUGGGGCCUAAAAUCCGAGGGAAUUAUGGUAGUACCAUGCUGGAGUUCCGUGCUGCUCUUGAAAACAAGGUGUCGGUGAUGGUGAUUCACAUACUUAUGGUAUUGAGGUACGAGUUUUUGAUCCAAAGCGACGCCAAUUUAAUUGUGUACGACUUGUUGAUGACCAAAGCAACAGUGUGUGAGCUAUUGGCAAUCCGAAUUUACCGUGAGUACAAAGCGUUUGAUCGGGUGCAAUUACUCUUUGUGGAUCCAUUGAAGAAGUUCACCACCUUGGAGUUGGUGGUUUUGACCAAGUCCAAAAAGUUUCUUUCCCAACCCAUAAUUGUGAAGAUUCUUGAGAAGUUCUACAAUGGAGAGCUUAUCAUGCAAGAAUUGUCCGAUACCAAGAACGAAGAGCUGACGUUUUUGAGGGAGCAAAUCACCAACUACAACUAUCUGCGGGCAUCAUUAACUAAGAUCAAUGACCGUUCACGAAUAGUGCCAAAGUACCAAUCACUAGUGAUCAACUUGAAAAACUUAAUUCUCACAAUGUUGCACGUAAUGAUCAUCGUGAAUCAGCAUAAGAAUCUUGUUCCAAGCGAUGUGCUAGAAUUUGUGUUCUACUGUAUUGGACUUCACUUGAACUACGAGUUUUUUCUCAAAUUACUUUCAAUUCAGCACAAGUUCCUUCGUAAGAUCCUUUGGUUCUAUAUGGAUUUUGCAAUCAUCAUGUUGAUAGACAUCAAUAUCAUCUUGAAGGUGCUAUCGGUAUUUGGAUACGUUUCAAAUUCAUCAUACUUUCAGACCUUUAGCAUUCUUUCCAUUCUUCUCAUUCCACGAAACCUAUCCAUGUUCAACAACUACCGGUUUUUCAGUCUAAUUAUAUUGGGGUUCCGUCGGAUGAUAUCAAACAUUGCAGGUUUAUUCUGCUUAUUCUUUUCACUAAUAAUUGCCUUCUACAUCACCUUUAUUUCCAUUAACUUUAAUCGGUCCAACUCCAUGAUUGCCUUCGAUCUUUUGCAAAUUUUCUUCGGGUUUACUCCUGCUGUUUGGACCAACUGGGACACUUACUCGCCCCUUGGAAAGGUGAUUCAAAUCGGAUACUUGUUUUUGAGCCAGUUCAUCAUUUCCACCAUCUUGGCCAUUGUUCUUUCCGAGUCCUUUUCAGAGAUUUCUCAUAACAUCAAAGAAGAUUUCGAGUACUUUAAGGCCGUAAACCUCGUCAUAUACUUCAAGUCGGCUCGGCUAUAUUCCAGCAGAAUAGGAUUCAUAGUCAAGUUGCCCAUUCUUGUAACAAUUUUAGUUUAUGAGCUUUUGGUGACCCAGAUUUCAUCGUCUGUGCCCGAAGAACAAAAGCACUUUACAUUUUUGGCCAAAGAUCGAGACUAUUACAGCGAUAAUGACCUCGUGAAUAUGGACAACAUCCAUGACGAGUCUGAUGUCAGUAUUUUGAUCCGGUCAAGACAAACGUCUGUCGCACGAGCUCCGGGUCAGCCCUUGGUUCCCAAUGGUGUGGGGGCUGGAAGACGGUACAGUCAACUCGAUGGGGGUAACAUGGCCUUUGUGGUACCACCGGUGCUGUCUGGUACGGUACAGCCAUCUGGUGGUAGUUUCUCGGCAGGAGCUCCCCAAACACCAGUACUUAUGCCCAUCAAGUCCAUAUCUACGCUUGGAAACUUUAAAAGCGCAUCUACAGAUUCGUUAUUUAUUGGCGAUCUUUUGGCCAAGCGGUACGGCGUAGCAUCAGGUGCCACUAAGCCAGUACUGCGGGUUGCCGAUGGAGAAUGGGACACCGUCUUAGAUCGGUUGGGCCGAUUGGACGAUAAGCUUGACCAAAUCCAACAUCAGCAACAACAGGCAACAGUAAAACCACCACGAAAACAGCUUAGGCUCGUUCUGGUUGCAACCACAGACCUUGAGGACAUCAACCGGUCGAUUUUGGACGAUGUUGACAACGAGCUGGUGCAGUUGUACGAUAUCCGAGAAGGGCUGUAUGACCUUUCUGACCAUCUGCUUGGGCUGAUAAAUCUGGAUGAUAAUGUGGAUGCAUACCGAGACGACGAUACGCUCAGUGAGGUUAGCGAGGUUAGCGACGAGGUGAGCGACGAUACUUUCUAG
Messenger RNA from Yamadazyma tenuis ATCC 10573, 2313 nucleotides. It is a transcript of the gene FGR29, whose product is annotated as Fgr29p. The record is from RefSeq and is a predicted model, not a curated record. NCBI's taxonomy places the organism in Eukaryota, Fungi, Ascomycota, Pichiomycetes, Serinales, Debaryomycetaceae.